This is a messenger RNA of Spirometra erinaceieuropaei, 2659 nucleotides long. NCBI's taxonomy places the organism in Eukaryota, Metazoa, Platyhelminthes, Cestoda, Diphyllobothriidea, Diphyllobothriidae. The record is from the annotation of a GenBank genome assembly.
AUGUCGGUGAUGACGGGGGAUCAGCAAGCUCUCGGCUACUCCGCCAUGCAUCCUCAGUAUAAUCCCCUAGUUCACGGCAUGAAUGGCGACUACAGUUCAGCCUAUGAGGCAUAUUCUGCGGCGGUGGCGGCCGCAGCCGUAGUCGCCGCAGCCAGUGGACAGAACCAGCAGGAAUACGGUUGUAAUGGUUCCGUAGGCCGAUCCCCCGACUCGGAGACCCUUCAGGUCGAGCGUCUCUACGAAGGGGCGGCGCGCGUUAUCCACAGUCCGAACACCACCGCCACCUACUCCGGUUCUGCAAUGGAGCCGGUGAAGGAGACGCUGUUGGGCCAAGGAUAUCCCUUACAACAGGCCAGCCUUGCUCCUCUCUCUUCUAAGGCUGAACUCAGUGUGGGAGCCUUCAGUGACUAUCAGAGCAUGAUCACCCACCAUGGACAGAAACCAGAGGGUCUAGAGUACCGAAAGCUGGAAGCUGAAAGAGAGUUGGUGUCCAAGCUAGGUAUUGCCGGCGGCGGUCAAUUCCAGUCCUUGCGUCUCUCCAGUGCCUCCCCUUCGGCUUCGGCCACUCUCUCUGCUUCAGUCACGGCGGCUGUCGCUGAUCAAGCGAUUGAUGCGGAGAGCGAGGCUCUGCGAUUAUUUAAGGUAAAUGGAAGAUCAUCGCAGCCCUGGUUUUCAAAUCUUGGCUCGUUUGCCUCAAACUCGGGACACGGAGAGAACGAACAGGGGCUUUAUUCUCACUUUCCUGCCUCAACGUCCGAUAGCACUCCAAGAGAUGCGUCCUGGUAAGCUGUACUUCCUUUCCCUUACUCUAAAUUAAUCAUACAAACUAUUCCACCAUGAUCGUCACUGGGAUUAAACUGCGAAAGAUAAUUUGACUGCGGAUGCAUUAGAACGUUCUGGACAUUUUCAGUAUGUUCCUGGAGAGGAACUGAAAAAAGGAAACUAUAAACAACAACAUGUGUGCUUCCUUGACCAUGAAGAAAUGGCUGCAUGGAGUUUUUGUUCAGUAUUAGGAUAGCAUUCGAGAAUACUUCCUGUAUUGCAUCGUGUUCAUAGGAUCGAGAAAACCCCUAUUUAGCCAGUUGUUGUUGAACAGAGUAUAAUACUUAGUUAAGAAUUUACUCAAGUGAGGCCAGAUGCAUUUACUUAGAGGUAUAACACGGUAAUUUACAAACUAGUAUGAAUGCUUGAGAAGGAUAUACGAUCAGGAUGCGUGGGCCGAUAGAACUCGUACCAUGAGCAUAUGUAAUAGAACAAAAAUUUUUACCUGGCAGAAGCUUAUCCAUGGUCACAUUCCGCAGCAUCCCAACUGACAAAUUUCAGUUUGGUUAGGCAAGAACGACGAAGAUUAGGGAGACCGGAAUGGUCAUUUCUAGCUGACAGGUCGAAUCCAGUCGGCCACACCCAAACCCCGGACUUCCGGAGGCCUCCGAUUUCAACUCAGACAAACUUUUACUUGAACACUCUAAGUUGAAUGCCCUGUCAGCCGAGUCACUGAGACCACACCGCGUCAGCUGCGAUCGCGAUUACCCGAAAUCACGUGGAUUACGCACUUCACUGUUAUGCGGAAGGAAUCUAACAUGCCUGGGACUUGAAAGCAUGUCUGAUGUGCAUGACAUCUGGAGAUGCAAGUCUGACAUUUUUUGUUCCAUUUUUAUGCUGAGCAGACAUAUUAUGCGGCUCCGAGCAUGUUUUCCUUUGUCCACUACUGGGACAGGAAAUCUGUAUUGAAAAGAGCACGGAUUGCUUUCAUGUUCGCUCCCGGCAGAACACGGGAACAGGAACGUCCCGCAAUACAGGCGGCCCUGCGCUAAAUUCCAGCGAAAUUAUUACUAGGGUUGAAGUUAUGGCUAGGAUCAGGGCUAAGUUGAAGGUUAGGGUCACGAUCAGGGUUUCGCUUUGGGUUUGGAUCAAUGUUAGGGUUAGGACACGGAAACAGGUAGUUGCCUAGAAUUUAGUGCAAGAUCCCCUGUAUUCCGGGGGGUGUUCCCAUUUUCGUGGCCUUCCGGGGGCACGUAAGAUAUCCUCACCAUGAAAAAAGUUUAUUUAAAAAAGAAAAUAGGGCCUGCUAUGCGUGACGAAUUGCGUUCAUCAGCCAGCUAUGAUUCUGUUAUCUGCUUCUUACAGUCGAUUCCAUCUCAUCUAACUUUCAGUUACUUUCCCGAGCUGUCAAACCACAAUAUCUACAGUGACAGCCUGCUUCCCUGGAGCCAUUUUGAGAACCGGGUAAGUACAAUCAUAAUUUCGGGGUUAAAGAUAGGUGUUUCGCUGUUUCAAGAUUACGAGUCAUUCCAAUGGAUGAUAUUUUUGGAGAUUAGGCUCCUCAUGCGCAAGUAAGAUGGUAGUAAAUCAUAUUAGAGAUUGAAUAUGGCACCAAGCAAAUUCGACACUUUAGAAUACGAAUACAGACCUCAAACCUCAUUUUUAGAAAGUUUACGUAAUUUUUGACCGAAACCGGUCGUUUUCUCAUUUGCUACAGAGCAGUCCAAGCCAGAAAACACAAUCAGCUUGUAUCCAGUUAUAAAUGAAUUGGUUUUUAAAGGCGUGUUUUAAAUGUACUCUGUUUCUUUUACUUGCAUAACAGCAGACCAUCUGCAUCGACGACGGAAGUUUAUGCGAUACAGCCAGAUACCAGCUGGGCUUCACAGCAACCACGUAG